Molecule: messenger RNA, 3102 nt
Organism: Manis javanica (Malayan pangolin)
Lineage: Eukaryota; Metazoa; Chordata; Mammalia; Pholidota; Manidae
Source: RefSeq, a predicted model, not a curated record
CCGGGAUACAGCCGCCUCUGGCUUGUGCUUUACAGGUUGCGCGGGGAAAACCGGCCGCUCAAAUCUCUCCGCUUCCCUGGGUCGCUGAGCCACCGGAGAGCUCCCGCCGCUUGCGGGAGAGGACGAGCCGCGCCUGCCGCCUCCCGCCCGAGGUGGUGGGCGAGGUGACUCCAGACUCACUAGAGGCCUCUUGUCUUGCCGAGAGAUCUGAUUCCGGCAUCUGAAUUGAGCCUACCUUGUAUAAAAGCUAAAGGAAAUGACGUGAUUAUCACGAGAGUGUACUUGAGAGGCUACAUGAGUGGUGACAGAGGGAUCGCGCGUCCAGACCCAUCAAGACUCCUGCCAUCCUAGUUGGGGAAGCUCUCAUUUUAAAAAGUAAAUACAUACAUUGAAGCUUGGGACAAGAUAUUUAUUUAAUUUCCGUGGCAAAAUUAAAGACCUGCCAUGACAAUGAAGAAGGAGACAGAAUUUGUCAUUUUCACCUGAAGAAAGAUGAUAGACAAAAAUCAAACCUGUGGUACAGGACAGGAUUCUGUGCCCUACAUGACUUGUCUGAUUCACAUACUUGAAGAAUGGUUUGGUGUGGAGCAAUUGGAGGACUAUUUGAAUUUUGCAAACUAUCUCUUGUGGGUUUUUACACCACUGAUACUUUUAAUACUCCCUUACUUUACAAUAUUUCUUCUCUACCUUACUAUUAUUUUCUUACACAUUUAUAAGAGGAAGAAUGUAUUAAAAGAAGCCUAUUCUCAUAACUUAUGGGAUGGUGCAAGGAAGACAGUGGCAACUCUGUGGGAUGGACAUGCAGCAGUUUGGCAUGGUUAUGAAGUUCAUGGGAUGGAAAAAAUACCAGAAGGACCAGCACUUAUAAUUUUUUAUCAUGGAGCUAUUCCCAUAGAUUUUUACUACUUCAUGGCUAAAAUUUUCAUCCAUAAAGGCAGAACUUGCCGAGUAGUAGCUGAUCACUUUGUCUUUAAAAUUCCAGGGUUUAGUUUAUUACUUGAUGUAUUUUGUGCUCUACAUGGACCAAGAGAAAAAUGCGUUGAAAUUCUGAGGAGUGGUCACUUGUUAGCUAUUUCUCCAGGUGGAGUUCGAGAAGCCCUGCUUAGUGACGAAACCUACAACAUCAUAUGGGGCAAUCGUAAAGGCUUCGCUCAGGUUGCAAUUGAUGCGAAAGUGAUGAGGAAACUCAGGCACAGAGAGAUGAAGGGAUGGAGGGAUCAGGUCAUUCAGCAAGGCAGAAGCAGAGCAGAGCGUACAGUUCAGGACUGCAGGCAGCUGGUGCUGUUGUCAUCCCUGACUGCAUUUCACAGCAUUUUUCUAGUUGCUGGGAACAGAGCUGUGAAUAAAACACUGUCCCUAUUAUUAGGUGCCUUCCUUCCGCCCAUUAUUCCUAUGUUUACACAAAAUAUCCGUGAAGGAUUUAGAUCACUUGGAGGAACAAGGUUAUUUAGGUGGCUUUAUGAAAAAUUCCGCUAUCCAUUUGCUCCAAUGUAUGGAGGCUUCCCAGUGAAGUUAUGCACCUAUUUAGGUGAUCCUAUUCCAUAUGAUCCAAAGAUAACAGCAGAAGAAUUAGCUGAAAAGACAAAGAAUGCUGUUCAAGCUUUGAUUGAUAAGCACCAAAGAAUACCAGGAAACAUUAUGAGUGCUUUGUUAGAACGUUUUCAUAGAAAACAAGAGGUCAACUAGAAGAUGAUUUAAUGAAUUUGUAUUAAUAUGUUUGUGUCUAUAGUACUCUUUUAAAUUUUAUAGGCUGUAUAAUAUCUUUUUAAAAAUCAUGUUAGCAUCUUUCACUGAACUUGUUUGUUUAAAGUUGUAUUAUUGGUUUGGUGUUUGCAAUCAGUUAUGUCAAAUUUAAAUAAUAGUUUGUUAUAUGCUUAAUUCAGAGAAUGAUCAUUUUCUUUUUAUAAAUUCCUGUAAUGUAUGAUAACCAUUUACAUUUUUAAAGUUGAGUUUAUGAAUAACAGCAGUUUAGGGUAAACAAACAUUCCUAAAUAAUGCAUCUAAUUUUUGUAUCUGUUGCACUGAGCUAAUUUUAUAGAAUAUAAUGACCAAGGGUUUUGUAAAGACUAAGAAAUAAGUUAGAAGGAAAAUGCCCUUUUAUCUAUCCCUCAUUACUUUCAUUACUUUGGGCAAAUCAUGUAAUGUUUCUGUGCUUCAACAAUUUACUUUUUAAAAACAUGUUAAUACUAUGGUGAGGAAUAUUAUCUUAACUUGUUUAUAUUUGCUGUGAUUGAUAACUAUAAAACUGAGAUUAUAACUGAAUUAACUAAGCAAUACCAAGAAUUUUUAGAAGCUUAUGUAUAUAUUUCUAUAUAGGUUGUUUAAAUUAUUUCUUUAGGUAUAAUGUCAAGUUGCCAAGCACAAUAAAAAAAACUCUACUGUCUUUCAAAGUGAAUAAAAAAGAAAUUAGGAAAAGUAAAAUUCUAAUUAUUGUUAUUAUUUUUAGUAUUAUGUUUUUAAUGAGAAUCUACAGACAGUAUAGGAUAUGUUGUACAUUGUCAGCCCUAUAAUAGGCAUUUAAUAGCAUAAGGUUACAAAUUACUGUUGUGCUCUGCAUUUCAUAUGUUAGAAGCUGAUUCUAGGCUGAUAAAAGCAGAGAGCUAAAGGAGGCUCUGCUUAUGCUCAGUAUUGUGGUUUAUUCAGUUUGACUUUGCAACCAGUCAAAUGGUUUAUUGUUUCAAUAAAAAUAUACUUGAAUGAUGAAUUUAUGUGAACACAAAGCUUUCUGAAAAAUUAAUGGCUUUUGAUUUUUUGUCUCCUUGAAAUAUGAAUUUUAAAAGUAUUUAAACAGAAUAGUUCCAGAAAUCAAAUGCAGUGUCUCUCUCCCUUUUUUGGCUAUUAAAUUACUUGGAUUUUUGUAUAGUUUUUUGUAUAUCAAGUAUGUAUGUAUCAUAUCUAUAAUGUAUAUAAAACUAAGCAACAUAAAAAUAAAAGUAAAGCUGAAAUGCAGGUCAUUUUCUUGUGAAAAUUGCAUGUGACAUUCUCAUUUUAAAACUGAUUUUUUUGUUUUACUGUUUAUUCUCAUCCACAAUCAUACUCAUCUAUUUCAGCCAACAUGAAGAAACCUUACUUUCCAAUGUAAUAAAUACACUUUAAUUUCAA